Molecule: messenger RNA, 2151 nt
Organism: Mercurialis annua (annual mercury)
Lineage: Eukaryota; Viridiplantae; Streptophyta; Magnoliopsida; Malpighiales; Euphorbiaceae
Exons: 2
Coding region: 256-1965 (569 amino acids)
Source: RefSeq, a predicted model, not a curated record
AAUGAAUGCCAUGAACAAUAUCUAGCAAGCUUCAACCAAUAAUUGAAAGAUUUAAUUUCUUUCACUUUUAGGUUUUACUAUUCUUUAUGAACACAAAUACCACUCAUCCUUAUCUUCUUCACUUAUAAAUUCUUGGAUCAUGUUUGCCACUUUUUCAGAAUUAUAUUUUACACUUGUCCACACUCCAUCCGAUCCUUUCUUUAAAGAACACUCCAAAACUAUUACACCUUUUCUUGUGCUGACAAACAUCUGGAGAUGUUGGGAUGCAAAUGUUUUCAUUGGAAUAAAAUAGAUUAUCUAUUGCCACCCGAAUCAGACUCCUAUUCUCUCCCAGCUUCUCUUCCUCAUUGGCCUCCAGGCUUGGGAUUUGCUUCUGGAAGGAUAAAUCUUGGGGAAAUUGAAGUCGUUAAAAUCUCGAGGCUCGAGUUCGUUUGGAUGUGCAAACUUCCACAGGAUGAGAAGAAAGGUGUUUCAUUCUACAAACCUGUAGGAGUGCCCGAAAGAUUUUAUAGCCUCGGUCACCUAUGCCAAUUUAACAACCAGCCUUUAAGAAGCUUUCUUCUUGCGGCGAGGGAGGUGACUGUUUCUAAAAUGGAAGCCACAGACGUUGCCAGCUCUGUUCGAAAUUCACCUGCUCUGCGGAAGCCCGUUGAUUAUACAUUAGUUUGGAGUUCGUAUAAUUUAAAUGAUGAAAGUUACGAUGGAUGCGGCUUCUUCUGGCUACCUCAGCCUCCUGAAGGAUAUAAGCCUUUGGGUUAUAUAGUUACCAACAAUCCAGACAAGCCAGAUUUAGAUGAAGUGAGGUGUGUUAGAGCAGACCUGACAGAUGAAUGUCAAGCUUAUCGCCCAAUACUUAAUGUCUUCUCUAAAUUUUCAUCUUUUCCGUUUGAAGUUUGGAGCACAAGACCGAGUCAUCGAGGAAUGCUAGGUAAAGGCGUUUCAGUUGGCACAUUUUUCUGCGGUAGCUACUGGUCAUCUGGAGAGGAACUGAAUAUUGCUUGCUUGAGGAAUGUAAAUCCUGAACUACACGGCAUGCCAAAUAUCGAACAGAUCCAUGCGUUGAUUAACAACUAUGGUCCCACAGUGUUCUUUCAUCCGGAUGAAGUUUACUUGCCAUCAUCUGUUUCAUGGUUUUUUGAAAAUGGAUCGCUCUUAUACAGAGCUGAUGAUUCGACAGGCGAACCUAUCGAUGUUAGUGGCUCAAAUUUGCCAGCUGACGGGACAAACAAUGGCGAAUUUUGGAUAGACUUGCCUUGUGAUGAUCGUCGAGAUACUGUCAAGAAAGGAAAUUUGGAAAGUGCAAAACUUUAUAUUCAUGUGAAGCCUGCAAAUGGUGGAACUUUCACCGAUCUGGCAAUGUGGAUAUUCUGUCCGUUCAACGGACCAGCGACUCUGAAAAUCGGACCCGUAAAUUUUCCGUUGAGCAAGAUUGGGCAGCAUGUGGGUGACUGGGAGCAUGUCACUCUUCGCAUAUGCAACUUUAACGGAGAGCUUUCAAGUAUGUAUUUCUCUCAGCAUAGCGGUGGCAAAUGGGUGGAGCCUUAUGAUUUGGAGUACAUAAACGGCAAUAAACCCAUAGUUUACUCAUCUAAACAUGGACAUGCUAGCUAUCCUCAUCCCAGAACCUACAUCCAAGGUUCUGCAUUUCUCGGGAUUGGAAUACGAAACGAUGCAGCUCGUAGUAAUUUAUACGUGGAUUCAAGCACCCGUUACGAAGUCAUUGCAGCUGAAUAUCUAGGAGGAGAUAUUAUUGAACCUGGUUGGUUGCAAUACAUGAGAGAGUGGGGUCCAAAAAUAGUGUACAAUUCAAGAAGUGAGUUAGACAAAAUACUUGAUCGUUUGCCGUUGAUGCUUAGAUAUUCUGUGCAGAACAUAGUUUAUAAGCUUCCAGUGGAGCUUUCCGGGGAAGAAGGUCCUACCGGACCGAAAGAAAAGAACAACUGGAUAGGAGAUGAAAGGAGCUAAGCAUGUUAGCUGAGUUCCUGGAUUUUCUUGCUCCAUAUGUGAGUCUCAUUCACAGCUUUUAAAUCAUUGAAUCACACGGCUUGAUUUUGUAUUAUUUAUGUAUUUCAUUUUCAUUCAUUCUUGUAUAUAAAUUUAAAGAGAGAGUUUGAGUUUUCUUAAGUUAAAGGUCAUAAUUUUACAGUGUAA